This is a messenger RNA of Puntigrus tetrazona (Sumatra barb), 930 nucleotides long. RefSeq names its product olfactory receptor 52Z1-like. The transcript has a single exon. Gene Ontology annotation, molecular function: olfactory receptor activity; G protein-coupled receptor activity. The record is from RefSeq and is a predicted model, not a curated record. Gene Ontology annotation, biological process: G protein-coupled receptor signaling pathway. Gene Ontology annotation, cellular component: membrane. NCBI's taxonomy places the organism in Eukaryota, Metazoa, Chordata, Actinopteri, Cypriniformes, Cyprinidae. Bases 1 to 930 code for a protein of 309 amino acids.
AUGGAUGUGAAUUUUACAACAUACACCCUGAUGGAACCACACAAUGCUAAAUCAUUCAAGUGUAUCUAUUUCACAUGCUUUUUGUUCCUCUAUGUUAUAAUACUGUUUGUGAACAUUUGGCUCACUGUAGUCAUUGUCUUAGAAAAAGCCCUUCAUGAACCAAUUUACAUUCUUCUGUGUAAUCUUUGUGUAAAUGAUGUUUAUGGAACAACAGCAUUUUAUCCUAAAUUCUUGCAUGAUUUAAUAUUGAAUUCAUAUGUAAUUCCAUCAUACAUGUGUGCGUUACAGGCUUUUGUUGUUUAUACUUAUGUCAUGUGUGAAUAUUCUACAUUAGCAGUGAUGGCAUACGACAGAUAUGUGGCCAUAUGUCAGCCUUUAGAAUAUCACUUAAAGAUGAACAGAUUUUCAUGCAGCAUAUUACUUUGCUUAUGUUGGGCAUUUCCUUUUCUUAAUAUGUUCAUUGCAGUUUUUUUGGCAAAUACGUUGGUUCCCUGUAGAAAUCAUAUUGAAAAGUUGUAUUGUGACAACUGGUCAAUAGUAAAACUCUCAUGCGAAUCAACUGUCAUCAAUAAUAUUUAUGGAUUUAUAUUUAUUGCAUUGUAUUUUGGCCUUGUGAUUGUAAUUAUAAUGUCCUAUAUAAAACUUAUUAUUUCAUGUAAAGUCUCAUUGGAGUGCAGAAGGAAAUUUUGGCAGACAUGUGUGCCUCAUAUAGUUUCAUUGAUAAAUCUCACUGUUGCAAUACUGUUUGAUACCAUCUACAACAGAUAUGGAUCAAGUGAUUUUCCUGUUCAUCUGCGUAGUUUUAUGGCUUUAGAGAUGAUUGUAGUGCCACCUCUAGUCAAUCCUGUAAUCUAUGGCUUAAAACUAACAGAAAUUCGCAAAAGAAUCUUAAAAUUAUGUAUAAAUUUUACCAAAAAUGACAAAGUAUGA